AUGGAAUGGCGGGAGCCUCAUCCUCGCUGCCCACCGCCCCGCCGGAAGCGGAAACAGAAUCCCCGUGUGCCCCUUCCUCACUGCCCUCCAAAUCCCGCUGCAGCCAUUGCGGCAGCCACGAUGCCGAAACGAAAGAAGCAGAAUCAGCACCAGCCACCAUCACAGCAGCAGCCCCCACUGCCCGAGCGGGAAGAUACUGGAGAUGAGGAGGAUGGGAGUCCCAUCGGACCACCCAGCCUUCUGGGCCCUCCCCCCAUGGCCAAUGGAAAACCUGGUGACCCUAAGUCAGCUUUUCACAGAGGUCCUCCAGGAUCAAGGGGACCAUUGAUUCCACCACUGCUGAGCCUCCCACCUCCUCCAUGGGGUAGAGGCCCAAUUCGGGGAGGCCUUGGCCCCAGGUCUAGCCCAUAUGGUCGUGGUUGGUGGGGAGUCAAUGCUGAACCUCCUUUUCCGGGGCCAGGCCAUGGGGGUCCCACCAGGGGAAGCUUUCACAAAGAACAGAGAAACCCUCGAAGGCUCAAAAGCUGGUCUCUUAUCAAGAAUACCUGCCCGCCCAAGGAUGACCCCCAGGUUAUGGAAGACAAAUCUGACCGCCCUGUCUGCCGACAUUUUGCCAAAAAGGGCCACUGUCGAUAUGAGGACCUCUGUGCCUUCUACCACCCAGGCGUCAAUGGACCUCCCCUGUGAGACUGUGCCUUCCCAUCCAGGCUGGAAGGAGCUCUCUGUGACCUAGUGGCAAUGCAUUUCCCUGUAGCCCUGUGAUGGCUACUGUGAGGCUCUUCCAACACCCUCAGUCAGUGACGCACCCACCCCAUCCGCCACCUCCCCAAUUUGGGGUCCACAGUUGUGUUGUGUCACUGGUGCGAGGUGUAUGCGCUUUCUUCUGAUCCAGCCUGUAGAGACUCACCUUCGGGACCCAUCUUUGCUCCCUUCAGUUGCCUCCUGGAUCUUCUUUCCCGUCAUCAAAUGACUGCUGAACAGGAAACUUCUUUGGUGCUGUUUCUUGUGCAUCUCUCCACCUGCUCCCCAGUACUGCCCUCAAUUCCUGAGAGCCCUGGAGUGGUUUCUUACCAUUCCCUUCUUCUAGCUGCUUGUUUUGUUUUAAGUCAUUUUUAUGUGACAACUCCUACCCCCAAUGUUGUCAGCUGCUUGUGAAACUGCCAGGUUGUCUAACCUGGGGUCAGGUUUUGGUGACUGGUGCAGAGUUACUUCCUACAAGGCCACUCUCCCUACUUUUGGAUUUCAUAGUUUCUGUCAGUAGCAUGAGCCCCACCACUAUGGUCUGUGAUCACCGUGCUUUGUGGAACUGUGCAUCCCCUUGUAGCCUUUUUCAGUGUCCAUGGCAUUUUUGUGACUUCCCAACACUAGAGUAAGUUUUUCUGCCAAAAUGAGUGAGGCUCUUGGUGCCCUCUAGCCUUUCCCACCUCCCAACGUGGGAGAAUUGUGAACUUUCCAUCAAACUGCUUCCCUGGCCCUCCCCAUUCUCCUGUUGGUUAUUCUGGGUCUGACACAGGCCCUUGAGAUGUCAUGUAAAGCCUCCAGUGGCUUUAUCCUACCUAGAUCCCUUCUAGCCCAUUUUAGUUAGACUGUCAUUGUGAAUGCACCAGUCAUUUCAUUUGAAUUCUGUGAAUCUCCACCUUGCCUAUGUUUGGGUGGAAACUGGACAGUACUGUUGCCCUCUUCCAACCCCUCUUCCCCUACAUCCUGGUACUGGUUGUUUUCUGUGAAAACAGCAGUGAACAGGUUCCGUUUUGAACUGACCCUGAGGAAGUGAGUCAGGAGCUGUACUGGCAAGAGGGAGGGGAUGAGAGCUAUUGGAGAACUGAGAAUGAGGUUUUUUUUUCUUUUUAACAUUUUUUUAUAUUAGUAAUAAACGCAGUGGAAACCAGCAUUUUCUUUAA
Callithrix jacchus (white-tufted-ear marmoset) is the source of this 1901-nucleotide messenger RNA. It is a transcript of the gene PRR3, whose product is annotated as proline rich 3. The record is from RefSeq and is a predicted model, not a curated record. Lineage: Eukaryota; Metazoa; Chordata; Mammalia; Primates; Cebidae. Gene Ontology annotation, molecular function: RNA binding; metal ion binding.